Molecule: messenger RNA, 657 nt
Organism: Peniophora sp. CBMAI 1063
Lineage: Eukaryota; Fungi; Basidiomycota; Agaricomycetes; Russulales; Peniophoraceae
Source: the annotation of a GenBank genome assembly
AUGGACGACCUUGCUCGCGGUUUCAAGUCCGAUUACGAUGCUCAACAUGAGGCAGAACUGGCGAGACUGACUCUGAUCCUCGUUACACCAAAGCCGACCGGCAGUUCGGCGACAUCGGACCGACAUGCCGCUUUUGGAACAAUAGCCAAGGACGUCCUUCUCGUGACGCUGCAGGCGAUCGUGCAGUCCUCGGAUGCCUUUCCGCCGCUGAAAAGCGCAGCGAGUGGCCUGCUCUUCUUCGCAAUCUAUGCAGAUAUGGCGUCAAGUAACAAGCAGCAGAUACGCGACGUCUACAAGCACAUCCACGGCUUGGCCGCUUCGCUCGAACGCGGGAGUAAGUCGGACAGCCCAGCGACGCCUGAACAUCAGGAGAUAGUCAGAGCUCUCGCAGCGGAUGUUGAGUCGCUCAAUGGGGAUUUGGAGGAUAUCAUCACCGAGCGUAAGAGUCGCUUCAAGCGGUUCUUCGCAGCCAAACGGCACCAGAAGGAGCUGGAGAAUGUAGUAAUGCAGCUUGAGUCUGCCAAGAUGAACUAUAUGACGGCCAUGGCCACGUUGAACGCGAUGACCGUCACCGAGGUCCGCGGAGACGUUCGGGCUAUCAUGCUCGCCUUGGGCAUCAGGCCACCUGUGCUCAAGGGGGCGCGCUGUCUAUCUUGA